Messenger RNA from Botrytis byssoidea, 1345 nucleotides. RefSeq lists its product as uncharacterized. Gene Ontology annotation, biological process: protein repair; response to oxidative stress. The coding region runs from base 219 to 848 and encodes 209 amino acids. The record is from RefSeq and is a predicted model, not a curated record. NCBI's taxonomy places the organism in Eukaryota, Fungi, Ascomycota, Leotiomycetes, Helotiales, Sclerotiniaceae. The transcript has 2 exons. Gene Ontology annotation, molecular function: peptide-methionine (R)-S-oxide reductase activity.
CUAUAACCCCAAGUCCGAUCCUUGCCAAAAAUACCGGUGACCGGUGAAAUAUCUCGGUUCGCUAAAAAUCUGUCAUGGUGGCGUUCAACCCCGCGGGCGUACAAAGCAAUGAUUCCACAUAAGACUGAGCUCCCCCUGCACAUUGUACUCUCACAUACCACCCAAUUUGUCAUUCCUCAGUAUCAAAUAUAUCCUCAAAAGUUUUAUAAAUAUCCUUCAUGCGUAUCCCAACGUUCCCAACUCUCGUCCGUACCUUCUAUACAAUCAGCAAUUAUACCCUUUCUCGCCUCCCAGCAACACAAUAUAAAGCCCUGCAACCUAUCACUCGAGGAACUGUCCUGAGAUCAAUGCCAACCAUCCCAUUUCUAUCAUCUUUCUUUGGUACUUCAAGCUCUCAACAAAUGUCUUAUCCAGUGCAAAAGACCGACGAAGAAUGGCAAGCUGUUCUUUCAAAAGAACAAUUCCGAGUCCUCCGUAAACAAGGCACCGAAGCCCCCUAUGUUGGCAAAUAUGACAAACAUAUGCCCGACUCCGGUGUCUACACCUGCGCCGGCUGCGACGCCCCUCUAUACAAAGCUUCACACAAAUUCAAAUCUGGUUGUGGAUGGCCCGCCUAUUUCGAUAACAUUCCUGGCGCCGUAACAAGACAUACAGAUAGUACUUUGGGUAUGGAGCGAACCGAAAUUGUAUGUUCAAAUUGCGGAGGCCAUUUGGGACAUGUGUUUAAAGGUGAAGGUUAUAAGACACCAACGGAUGAGAGACACUGUGUCAAUAGUGUGAGCAUGAAGUUUGCCCCGGAAGACAAAAUCGUGGAUGACGCGAAGAAUGCCGGAGAGAGCAAAGUUUAAUGUGGAAGUGCUGUAUGAUACCAGGGGGUGAUGUUAGUCGAGCGAGGAAGCCGAUUGGGAAGGAAUUGUAUGAUACCGAUGCGAAAGACGAAUAAUGAACUAGCAAGCGCUACCUGUAUUCAUAGUUAGUUGACCAGACCUUAGGAGCAGCAACAAAUGUCCUGCAGAAUGAAUUUCAUUCUGCUUUACAUUUAUUUUGAUCAUUGCUGGUUAUCUUAGUCGAUGCCGGCUUGUUUUGCUCUGACAUGCUUGCCGUUCCUUCACUUUCUGUCUUGAGUAGUAUGAUUUAUAGAUCGUUCAUUAUAUACCAACUGGUUUUCUUUCCCUUCUCCCGCAAUAAUUGUUUUCAUCUUCGAAGAGGUCACAACUUAUUCAGAGCCAUUAUCUUCAUGUCGCCUCCCAUACUAUUUCUAUUUCGGCUCACCUUGUAUCCUGGCUAUUACUCAACCAUGCGUACCUAACAUAUAUCACCGAGCUCUAUCACGAUCCCAAUAUCG